Micropterus dolomieu (smallmouth bass) is the source of this 1132-nucleotide messenger RNA. Its product is annotated as uracil nucleotide/cysteinyl leukotriene receptor. NCBI's taxonomy places the organism in Eukaryota, Metazoa, Chordata, Actinopteri, Centrarchiformes, Centrarchidae. Gene Ontology annotation, cellular component: membrane. Bases 197 to 1126 code for a protein of 309 amino acids. The record is from RefSeq and is a predicted model, not a curated record. Gene Ontology annotation, biological process: positive regulation of Rho protein signal transduction; phospholipase C-activating G protein-coupled receptor signaling pathway. The transcript has 3 exons. Gene Ontology annotation, molecular function: G protein-coupled receptor activity.
AUUCUGACUUUCAGCUGAUAGUAAAGCUAUAGUAGAAUUCUGCAAUCUGUAUCUCUACGAUUACAGAUGUCAGUCUGGUAUCUGCAACAGUGAAGCCUUGCAAGGACACUUCCUGUUUCUAAUAACCCUCAUUCACAUGAUGUUGCAUGUGGGUUGAUUGGUUUAUCACAUCAAGCUCAUCCUCCCCACAGCAACAAUGAACAUCUCUGAGGAGGAGAAACAGGGCUUCUUUGGCAGUGACUCCCACCAAGAGAACAUAAUCUUUUCUACAUUUUAUAUCCUGAUUUUCAUCAUUGCUGUUCCUGGGAAUGCCUUGGCACUGUGGGCUUUCUGUCACCAGAAGAGCACAUCUCCAUCUAAGGUUUUCCUGAGGCACCUGUCUGUAGCAGACAUGUCAUACAUUCUCAUUUUACCUCUGCGUAUUGUUUACCACCUGUCUGACAACCACUGGCCUUUUGGACACGUUAUCUGUCAACUAGCAGGCUUCCUCUUUUACCUAAAUAUGUACUGCAGCCUGUACAUAAUGAGUUUCAUCAGCCUGGACAGAUUUCUGGCUGUGGUUCUACCUAUAAGAUCACAGUCAGUUAGGAAGGUAAUGUAUGCCAAGGUAGUUGUUAGCAUACUUUGGGUGAUAGUUAUUGUGUCUAUGAGUCCCAUACUUUUCUCUAAAAAGAAUGUGAGCAACAACUCAACUGGCAUCUGCAACAAUUUGUACUUAGAAAAGACAUCGCCCACUGCUUUGGUUUCCACUGUUGUGGCAUUCAUUAUUCCCCUCAUCACCAUAAUGGUUUCCUACAUACUGAUUCUGUUGAAAGUAAGGACAGUCAGGCAACAGGAGGAAAGACCAGUGAAAGACAAAGCUAUAAAAAUGAUCAUCCUCAUCUUGAUGAAUUUCCUGUUGGCAUUUGUGCCCUACCACGUGAGCAGGGUAAUCUACAUUGAAAGCCACAUUCGCACCCACAUUACUGCAGCAAGCUGUGAGUCAGUGGGAAGAGCCAAUCGGAUCACAUCUGCGCUGACCUGUGUUAGUGGCGUGCUGGAUCCUGUGAUGUAUUUCUUUCUGAACAGCGCUUACAGGAACACAUUGAUUCAGUUGUUCUGUAAAAAAAGGGAAGAUAAUCAAUAAGCAACA